AUGAGUCAGUGUUUGAAUGUGGUUGAGGAGCAGGAUAUAAAGUCCGAAGGCAGCGAGGUGAAGGCAGAUUGAGAGAGAGAAGCAGCAACUUUACUCUGAGAACCCAGCCGGCUGAUCCCACACGAGACAGAAUGAAAUCCUUCCUCCUCGCCAUCGCUGCCGUGCAGAUCCUCCACUGCUCAGGAGUGCCAAGCACCAAGGAUGCUCUGAGAUCCUCAGUUGCGAAGCUAAAUGAAAUCACCGAGAUCACCAACCUGUGUGCGAUCACCAGGAGAGGUGCAACAAAUACCUAUCGCACGGGUAACCUAUCAUACAACGUGGAUUUAAUAUUCUCAGUGAAAGAAACGGUUUGCUCUAAGAAUUCUGGACAGGAAUUUGAUGAUCCCAGUUGCACCUUCCUCCCUAAGAACAUUGCUGAGAAAGGGUUUUGUAAAAGCCGCGUGGAAUAUUUUGCUGAUAAAGUGGCUGACGUUGAUGUGGAGUGUGAAGGUCUGAAGACCAUUGACAGUGAGAGUGACUCAACAGAGUCCAAUGAAACCAGUAUUGAGGCUCAAAGCAAAUCAAAUGAGACAUCACUAGAGGAAACCUCAAGUGUGGAAAGCAAGUCAAAAGAAGCUUCUCUGGAAGAUUUGUCAAAUGACAAAUCCAAAUCAACAGAGACAUCACUCGAGGAUCCAGACAAUGUAAAAGACAAAUCAAAAGAGACAUCAAUCGAGGAGACUUCCAAUAUGAAAAGCAAGUCAACAGAAUUAUCUCUGGAGGAGGCUUCAAAUGAGGGAAUGAGGUCUCAAGAGGGAACACCAACCAUGAAUGAAACUCCUGAGAACAUGAACUCAGUGUGAACACAAGAAGACCUCAUUCCAAAUAAACAAAACACUGUCACCUGUACUGUACUUGCUCAUAUACAAGGACAGGGGCCUGGAGCUCCUGAUUGUACAUAUCACUGUAACUGGGAGAUUCUACUGUUUGUAAAUAUUCUGUUCUUUGCUGUAUAUUAUUCUGUAAUA
Messenger RNA from Leucoraja erinaceus (little skate), 1007 nucleotides. RefSeq names its product secreted phosphoprotein 24-like. Bases 132 to 842 code for a protein of 236 amino acids. The record is from RefSeq and is a predicted model, not a curated record. Gene Ontology annotation, biological process: bone remodeling. The transcript has 9 exons. NCBI's taxonomy places the organism in Eukaryota, Metazoa, Chordata, Chondrichthyes, Rajiformes, Rajidae. Gene Ontology annotation, cellular component: extracellular region.